UAUUCAUUUGUGUAAACAAGUGAGGUUGGUGAGUGGGGACAAGUGGGCAAGUCCAUUAUAUACAUUCAGCCUUUUGCGUUGAACAUUCUGAAACUUACCCUUCAAAUCCCUAAUAAUUAUCUGCUACUGCUUCCUAUAUUCUUCCAAUGGAGACUGCCACUGCUUUCCGAUCUGGUUUAAUCAUCUGUAACAAAUCCACCAAAGCGUCUCUUGGUCGGUCCGAUUUUGUUCGAGUCGGGUCACAGCUUCGGAUGUCUCCUUCUGGAAUCAAGCUUUAUCCCUCAAUUUCUCAUGUGAAGUUGAGUAACAGGAAAGUGGCUUUUGGUAGCAGAAAAUAUACUGCGAUCAGGGCAUCUGUAUCACCUUCUGAAUCUGGAGGUUCAGCUGCCCCUAUUGCUCCACUUCAGUUGGAAUCACCAAUUGGCCAAUUUCUCUCUCAGAUUUUGACAAGUCACCCACAUCUUGUCCCAGCUGCUGUAGAUCAGCAACUUGAACAGCUUAAAACUGACCGUGAUGCAGAGCAGCAGAAGGAAGAACCAUCUCCUGCCGGUACUGACAUUGUCUUGUACAGGAGAAUUGCUGAGGUUAAGGCAAAUGAAAGGAAAAAGACAUUGGAAGAGAUAUUAUAUGCCUUGGUGGUGCAGAAAUUUAUGGAUGCCAAUGUAUCUUUAGUUCCUGCGAUCAGUCCAUCUUCAUCUGAACCUUCUGGUCGAAUUGAUACAUGGCCCAGCCAAGAUGAUAAGCUUGAGCAUCUUCAUUCGCCAGAAGCUAAUGAGAUGAUUCAAAACCACCUUUCUCUCAUUCUAGGAAAUCGAUUGGGUGAUAAUUCUUCAGUGGCACAAAUAAGUAAAUUAAGAGUAGGCCAAGUUUAUGCAGCAUCAAUUAUGUAUGGAUAUUUUCUCAGGAGAGUGGACCAGAGGUUUCAGCUGGAAAAGAGCAUGAAAGUCCUUCCUCAGGGUGUGGAUGACGAAGAUAAUAGCCUCCAGCAAGUGGCAGGGGAGGAUAUCAGGUCUGUUGAUAGGAGUGAUACCUCUUUCAGGUCAACAACACAAUCCCAUCCAGAAUUGACAUCAUGGUCUGCAGGUGGUGUGAGUCCUGGAGGUUUUGGCCAGGGGAUAAAGCCCUCAAGAUUGAGAAACUAUGUGAUGUCAUUUGAUGGGGAGACCCUCCAGAGAUAUGCAACCAUCAGAUCUAGAGAGGCCAUAGGCAUGAUUGAGAAACACACCGAAGCACUAUUUGGUAGACCUGAGAUUGUUAUCACCCCUCAAGGCACCAUUGACUCUUCUAAAGAUGAACUUAUUAAGAUCAGUUUUGGUGGGCUGAGGCGGCUUGUUUUGGAGGCUGUAACUUUUGGGUCUUUCCUCUGGGAUGUUGAGACCUAUGUCGACUCCAGAUACCAUUUCGUUGCCAAUUAAAUAUAUUCUGGAGACUCCACUGUGGAGUCAAAUUUUUAUGCUGGAGGCUUACAAACUUAGUGCAGCAGCAUGUUUUAAAGGGACUACAGUAGAUCAUGCUUGUUGACUUGUACAUAAGAUAUUUCACAUUAGACAAUAUUUAACAAUAGUGUGCUUCCAUAAUAAGUAUGGUUCAUAUACGACGUUAACAUGAUUAUUCUAGUGGUUUAUUAAUUGGGAAGUGAAUCCCAAAUUCCAACUCCCCAUCCUCCUUUCCCUUUGCAGCCCCAGUAAAGUGUCGUUUGUCUUGGUGCAACUAGUGAGGAGUAACUCGUUUGAUUUCUCAAUAUUUGGUA
Molecule: messenger RNA, 1750 nt
Organism: Solanum dulcamara
Lineage: Eukaryota; Viridiplantae; Streptophyta; Magnoliopsida; Solanales; Solanaceae
Product: UV-B-induced protein At3g17800, chloroplastic
Exons: 4
Coding region: 147-1415 (422 amino acids)
Source: RefSeq, a predicted model, not a curated record